This is a messenger RNA of Microthlaspi erraticum, 933 nucleotides long. The record is from the annotation of a GenBank genome assembly. NCBI's taxonomy places the organism in Eukaryota, Viridiplantae, Streptophyta, Magnoliopsida, Brassicales, Brassicaceae.
AUGACAAAUAACUUUGAAAGAGUUAUUGGUGAAGGAGGGUUUGGGGUUGUCUAUCAUGGUUAUUUGAAUGAUACCGAGCAAGUGGCUGUUAAAGUCCUCUCUCCGACAUCAUCUCAAGGCUAUAAGCAAUUCAAAGCAGAGGUUGAGCUCCUUCUUAGAGUUCACCACAUCAAUUUGGUAAGCCUUGUUGGAUAUUGUGAUGAGCAAGCACACUUGGCCCUCAUCUACGAAUACAUGCCUAACGGAGACUUAAAAGCGCAUCUCUCAGGGAAAUAUGGGGACUGUGUUUUAAACUGGGCAAACAGACUAAGGAUAGCUGUCGAGACCGCCCUAGGAUUGGAGUACCUGCAUAGUGGAUGUAAACCACUAAUGGUUCACAGAGAUGUUAAAAGCAUGAAUAUACUCUUGGAUGAGCACUUUCAAGCUAAACUAGCGGAUUUUGGUCUUUCUAGAUCUUUUUCUGUUGGAGAUGAAACUCAUGUGUCGACGGGUGUUGUAGGCACUCUUGGAUACUUAGAUCCUGAUUAUUACAAAACAUAUCACUUGACCGAAAAGAGUGAUGUUUAUAGCUUUGGGAUCGUGUUAUUAGAGAUCAUCACAAAUCAACCAGUGAUUGAGAAAGCUAAUGAAAAUCCUCAUAUCGCAGAACGUGUAAGAACUAUGCUUACAAGUGGCGACAUUAGAGCAAUCGUGGAUCCCGGCCUCAUUGAUGAAUAUGAUUCUGGUUCUGUGUUGAAAGCUCUUGAACUCGCGAUGUCGUGUGUGAAUCCUUCUCCGGUCUCAAGACCAGACAUGUCACAUGUCGUUCAGGAGCUUAAAGAGUGCAUGAAGUCUGAAAGCUUGAGGGCAGGAUUAAGCCAAGUCAUGGAGUCCAAGAGUUCUUUGGACCAAGACACGAGUUUUGGUUCGGGAAUGACUCUAAACGCACGGUAG